Molecule: messenger RNA, 693 nt
Organism: Haliotis rubra (blacklip abalone)
Lineage: Eukaryota; Metazoa; Mollusca; Gastropoda; Lepetellida; Haliotidae
Exons: 3
Coding region: 1-693 (230 amino acids)
Source: RefSeq, a predicted model, not a curated record
AUGGGUCAUGGCCAAGAGGGGAAACAGGAAUGGAUCAGCUGUUUUGACGACUUCUACAGUGACCUGUUUCUGCAGGAUUUUGAAAAUGUUGAUAUGGCAAAAUAUAAUGUGGUCUCCACACUGGGGAUGCGAGGAGGCUGGUGCAGUCUUCCCAUCAACAGGAGCAGCACCACCUCUGUGUACAGCUCUGUCACCAUCCCCUCGAUCUACAGCAGCUGGGCCAACCAGCCAACCAGCACCACCAACUUCACAACAGACAAUGCUGGUUGUGUGGCAGUUUCGGAAGCAUAUUUCCAGUGGGGUCUUGGACAAACCAUGACAAGGGAACAUUUCCCAACUUGUGGAUAUCCACAAGGAUAUCUACAGACAACUACCGGGGAACAUGAACGGGGUGAUAUGCAAUCAGUCGCCAGGGAACACCCACAAGGAUAUCUACAGACAACUACCGGGGAACAUGAACGGGGAGAUAUGCAAUCAGUCGGCAGGGAACACCCACAAGGAUAUCUACAGACAACUACCGGGGAACAUGAACGGGGAGAUAUGCAAUCAGUCAGCAGGGAACACCCACAAGGAUAUCUACAGAGAACUACCGGGGAACAUGAACGAGGAGAUAUGCAAUCAGUCAGCAGGGAACACCCACAAGGAUAUCUACAGACAACUACCCGGGAACCAGAGAACUACCGGGGAACAUGA